ACAGAGAGAGAGAGAGAGAGAGAGAGGGGGGCCAGCCAGAGUCAGACUGAGACAUACAAAAGUUUCCGUUGUGCUGCAAAGAGAAACUGGGGUCUAUAUCUGAGUAUGUUGUAGAUGAAAUCAGAGAGAGUUACGCCACAUGAGGUGAGAGAUAGUGCCUGGGCACAAGAGCGUAAAAUGUUGAGUAAGAAGGGGAGGAGAGAACAGGGGAGGAGAGGGGUUGAGAUUGUUUAGGAAGGGUGAGUGGUUAUUUGUCUGUCUUGUUCUGCCCUCCCUUGCUCUCUCUUUUUCAGGGUUUUCUCUUUAUACUUUCUCUUUACAAACUGAACGGGAAAGAGACUGUUUAAAAAAUAUCGCCUACUUCUGGAGAACUGACCAAGGAAAUGGAGGAUUUAUGAAGUGAGGACUUUAUGAAUGCAGGCUUGAAAAAACACAAUUUUUGAAAGAUUGUUUGUAAACAUUUUUUAGAGAUUAUUUGUUUGCACUUUUCUGGACAAGACGUUUCCCCUCCACUCUUUCUAAACCACAGCAGUUGUCUCCAUUCCUGUUGGACUAUGGUAUAUUCUGGCGCUCUGCCCCUAUCUGGGUUACCUGAUUUCAUUGGAUUACUGAGGAACACUGGUGAAGAUAUAUUGGAUAAAGUGUGCUCCUUUCAACCAAAGCUGUCAACCAUAAAGAUACAAUGACAUCAUUUACUAAGCUGUCCAUGCCAGACAUGACAGACAUCUAGACCACUCCCUCAUUCAACUGUCACAGAUAGGGCUGCCAGACACAAACCGCCAGGCUGCACUGAACAGAUCCCACUCGGACUAACACACCACAACCAGGAAUCGCUCCUCAGGACAAUGGCCACGGGGGGGAACGGGCUAGGAUCUGACCGGAGCCUGACAUCCACCUCCCAGCCGCCCAGUGCCUCUGACCGGAGCCUGAAAUCCACCUCCCAGCCGCCCAGUGCCUCUGGCCGGCGGCAGGUGGACAAGGCCUUGAAGAGGCUGGAGAAGCUGCAUCGGCUGUGUACCAACCCCAGGCUGGGCCUGAGGAACAGCCCCCCGUACCUCCCCGAGGUGGUCUCAGAGACAGCCACGCUGCUCACCCAGGUGUGGGAGCCGUACAGGGGGCCUGCAGCAAGGGGGCAGGCCCCCCGGGGGGAUGAGGGGGAGUACCUGAGGAUCCAUGCAAGACACCUGCUAGAUAAGACUAACCGGGCCGUGCUGCUGUUUAAAGAGGGGCGCGAUAAGAUAUUCGAGGGGAUGUCCAGCUACAGGAGAAACUUGACCAAGCUGUCCCUGCUCUUCAGUCACAUGCUCUGGGAGCUGAGGGCCAUGUUUCCAGAGGGAAGCUUUCAAGGCGACACCUACAGGCUGACUAAGACAGAGGCCGGAGAGUUCUGGAGGCGAGCAUUUGGAAACAAGUGUAUUGUGCAAUGGAGCAGUUUUAAGCAGCAUCUCCGUAGGGUCCAUGGCUUUGAAGAGGGGAUGGAGUCCAUGGCUCUAAAGUCAACUGUAGAUCUCACCUGUAACGACCACAUCUCAGUGUUCGAGUUUGACAUCUUCACCAGGCUAUUCCAGCCCUGGAGGUCUCUUCUGAGGAACUGGAACCAGUUGGCAGUGACCCACCCCGGCUACAUGGCCUUCCUCACCUACGACCAGGUCAAAGCCCGCCUCCAAAACUACCUGCACCGGCCCGGGAGCUACAUCUUCCGUCUGAGCUGCACUCGGAUGGGCCAGUGGGCCAUUGGUCAUGUGACAGGUGAUGGCGGCAUCGUACAGACGAUCCCCCAAAAUACACCUCUCUACCAGGCCCUCAUCCAGGGCUUCAGGGAGGGCUGCUAUCUUUACCCUGAUGGACGUGAUGUGAACCCAGACCUCACCAGUCUGUGUGAACCAGCACAGAGAAGCAGGGUCAAAGUCACAGAGGAUGAGUAUGAGAUGUACUGUGAGAUGGGUAGUACCUUCCAGCUGUGUAAGAUCUGUACAGAGAGAGACAAGGACACACGCAUCCAGCCCUGCGGACACCUGCUGUGCCAACCCUGCCUCACAGGAUGGCAGAAGUCGGAUGGACACACCUGCCCAUACUGUCGCUGUGACAUCAGAGGGACAGAGUCCAUCCUUGUGGAGCCUUACCUGUCUGUCAGCGAGGAAGAGGAAGAUGAAGAUGACCUGGAGGAUGUACAGCUAGUCAUGAAAAAACUGGCCUAUAUGAAGAGGAUGUCGUCUGAAGAGUACCAGUUCCCCAGCUCUCGCCUGGCUCCACCCCUCCCUCCCAAACACAGCACCUUCUCCCACUGCCCUUCCCCACAAGCCCCCUUACGGCCCUCCGAUAUACUGGCCAAAUAUUCCCACUCUAACUCGCGUUCUGCUCACAAUGACACCCCCUCAGACAGAGCGCACACACACCACACUGCCAGCACGAAAAGAUGCCAGUGGGAGGAGCUAGCUAGUAGUGAGGAGGAGAAUUCUGGGGGGUUCAGACAACCGCCCACACUCCCAAUCUCUCACAGUGAGGAUUCUGUCUCAGAGCCAAACCUCUCCUCCUGUUCCGUCUCCUCCCAGUCCUGUGGAGAGGUUGAAGUCGGAAGUUUAUAUACACCUUAGCCAAAUACAAAUAAGU
Molecule: messenger RNA, 2610 nt
Organism: Oncorhynchus tshawytscha (Chinook salmon)
Lineage: Eukaryota; Metazoa; Chordata; Actinopteri; Salmoniformes; Salmonidae
Product: E3 ubiquitin-protein ligase CBL-like
Exons: 12
Coding region: 846-2594 (582 amino acids)
Biological process (GO): cell surface receptor signaling pathway; negative regulation of epidermal growth factor-activated receptor activity
Cellular component (GO): plasma membrane; membrane raft
Molecular function (GO): receptor tyrosine kinase binding; phosphotyrosine residue binding; SH3 domain binding
Source: RefSeq, a predicted model, not a curated record